AGAUCGUGUGUGGGGCCCGGACUCGGAUCCUAGAGACCCGGUUAGGGUAGCGGCUUGCGGGGACGGGCGCAGCAUCUUCAUUCCCGGGACGCGCAGACCGAGAGGCGGCGAACCGGUGUCGAGUCUUGGUCGCUGCUGGAGCUCCAAGGUGACCAAGGAUGGCAGAGAGGAUGUGACCGUCAUCUGCCUUUGUGUGCCCUCCUAGUGGCGCCACCAUGCAGAAGCCCAGUGGCCUGAAGCCCCCUGGCCGAGGGGGGAAGCACUCCAGUCCCGUGGGCAGGCCGUCCAUCGGGUCCGCUUCAUCCUCGGUGGUGGCAUCGGCCAGUGGCUCCAAGGAAGGGUCUCCCCUGCACAAGCAGGCAUCGGGCCCCUCCUCGGCCGGAGCCGCCACCGCCGUCUCUGAGAAGCCAGGUUCAAAGGCGGCUGAAGUGGGUGACGACUUCCUGGGAGACUUUGUGGUGGGCGAGAGGGUGUGGGUGAACGGCGUGAAGCCAGGUGUGGUGCAGUACCUGGGUGAGACACAGUUUGCACCUGGCCAGUGGGCCGGCGUGGUGUUGGAUGACCCAGUGGGCAAAAACGAUGGAGCUGUGGGUGGCGUGCGCUACUUUGAGUGCCCGGCUCUGCAGGGCAUCUUCACACGGCCCUCCAAACUGACUCGCCAGCCCACGGCUGAGGGCUCAGGCAGUGACGCCCACUCAGUGGAGUCCCUCACUGCCCAGAACCUGUCCUUGCAUUCCGGCACUGCCACGCCCCCACUCACCAGCCGAGUCAUCCCCCUGCGGGAGAGCGUUCUUAACAGCUCCGUGAAGACAGGCAAUGAGUCUGGCUCCAACCUCUCCGACAGUGGUUCUGUAAAGCGCGGUGACAAGGACCUCCACCUAGGCGACCGGGUGCUGGUUGGUGGGACGAAGACCGGUGUGGUACGAUACGUAGGGGAGACGGACUUUGCCAAAGGCGAGUGGUGUGGUGUGGAGCUGGACGAGCCCCUCGGGAAAAACGAUGGCGCUGUGGCAGGCACCAGGUACUUCCAGUGCCCACCCAAGUUUGGUCUCUUUGCACCCAUCCACAAGGUCAUCCGCAUCGGCUUCCCAUCUACCAGUCCAGCCAAGGCCAAGAAGACCAAGCGUAUGGCUAUGGGUGUCUCUGCCUUGACUCACAGUCCCAGCAGUUCUUCCAUCAGCUCUGUCAGCUCUGUGGCUUCCUCUGUUGGUGGCCGGCCCAGCCGUAGUGGCCUGCUCACUGAGACCUCUUCACGCUAUGCCCGGAAGAUCUCAGGCACAACAGCUCUGCAGGAGGCCCUGAAGGAGAAACAGCAGCACAUCGAACAGCUGCUGGCCGAGCGUGACCUGGAGAGGGCUGAAGUAGCCAAGGCCACCAGCCAUAUCUGUGAAGUGGAGAAGGAAAUCGCCCUGCUGAAGGCACAGCAUGAGCAGUAUGUUGCAGAAGCCGAGGAGAAGCUGCAGCGGGCGCGGUUGCUUGUAGACAACGUGAGAAAGGAGAAGGUGGAUCUGUCCAAUCAGCUGGAGGAGGAGAGGAGGAAGGUGGAGGACCUGCAGUUCCGGGUGGAAGAAGAGUCCAUCACCAAAGGAGACUUGGAGACCCAGACCCAGCUGGAGCACGCGCGCAUUGGGGAGCUGGAGCAGAGCCUGCUACUGGAGAAGGCGCAGGCUGAGCGGCUGCUCAAAGAAUUAGCGGAUAACAGGCUAACCACAGUGGCUGAGAAGUCUCGGGUACUGCAGCUAGAAGAAGAGCUGAGCCUGCGACGAGGCGAGAUCGAAGAGCUGCAACAGUGUCUCCUCCAGUCAGGCCCGCCACCGCCAGACCACCCAGAGGCCGCUGAGACCGUGAGGCUGCGGGAGAGGCUGCUGUCGGCCAGCAAGGAGCCCCAGCGAGACAGCACGCUGCUCCAGGACAAAUACGAGAAGAUGCUGAAGACCUACCAGGCCGAGAUGGACAAGCUGCGGGCGGCCAAUGAGAAGUACGCGCAGGAGGUGGCCGACCUCAAGGCCAAGGUCCAGCAGGCCACCAGCGAAAACAUGGGACUCAUGGACAACUGGAAAUCCAAGUUGGACUCCCUCGCCUCCGAUCACCAGAAGUCCCUGGAGGACCUGAAGGCCACGCUGAACUCCGGCCCCGGCGCGCAGCAGAAGGAGAUCGGAGAGCUAAAGGCUUUAGUGGAGGGCAUCAAGAUGGAGCACCAGCUGGAGUUAGGCAACCUGCAGGCCAAGCACGACUUGGAGACGGCCAUGCAUGGGAAGGAGAAGGAGGGCCUGAGGCAGAAGCUGCAAGAGGCCCAGGAAGAGUUAGCCGGGCUGCAGCAGCACUGGAGGGCCCAGCUGGAGGAGCAGGCCAGCCAGCAUCGGCUGCAGCUGCAGGAAGCCCAGGACCAGUGUCGUGACGCCCAGCUGCGAGUGCGCGAGCUGGAGGGACUGGACGUGGAGUACCGAGGCCAGGCUCAGGCCAUACAGUUCCUCAAAGAGCAGAUCUCGCUGGCCGAGAAGAAGAUGCUGGAUUACGAGGUGCUGCAGAGGGCGGAAGCCCAGAGCAGACAGGAGGCCGAGCGGCUGAGGGAAAAGCUUCUGGUGGCUGAGAACAGACUGCAGGCCGUCGAAUCCCUUUGCUCGUCCCAGCACAGCCAUGUGAUCGAGUCCAAUGACCUUUCUGAGGAGAAGAUUCUGAUGAAGGAGACCGUGGAGGGCCUUCAGGACAAGCUGAACAAGAGGGACAAAGAGGUGGCAGCCUUGACAUCCCAGAUGGACAUGCUCAGGGCCCAAGUAAGUGCCCUGGAGAACAAGUGCAAGUCAGGAGAGAAGAAGAUAGACUCUCUCCUGAAGGAGAAGAGGCGCCUAGAGGCGGAGCUGGAGUCCGUGUCUCGGAAGACCCAUGAUGCCUCGGGCCAGCUGGUCCACAUCAGCCAAGAGUUGCUACGGAAGGAGAGGAGUCUGAACGAGCUGAGGGUGUUGCUGUUAGAAGCCAACCGUCACUCCCCAGGGCCCGAGAGAGACCUGAGCCGGGAGGUGCACAAGGCUGAAUGGCGGAUAAAGGAACAAAAACUGAAGGAUGACAUCCGGGGCCUGCGUGAAAAGCUGACCGGACUGGACAAGGAGAAGUCCCUGUCAGAGCAGAGACGCUACUCCCUCAUUGACCCAGCUUCAGCACCCGAGCUGUUGCGACUGCAGCACCAGUUGGUGAGCACCGAGGAUGCACUGCGGGAUGCUCUGGACCAGGCCCAGCAGGUGGAAAGGCUGGUGGAGGCCCUGAGGGGCUGCUCAGAUAGGAUUCAGACCAUCAGCACUUCCGGUUCUGCCAACGGUAUCCACCAGCCAGACAAGGCCCACAAACAGGAGGACAAACACUGACCCUAAGGGACACCAUGGACCGGCCCCAUUCACACCAGAGCUCUGCCAGGCUUCCGAGCAGCGCCACCUUCAGGCAGGAGCCAGAACUGUCCCUUUGGAGAUGAGACUGUG
Molecule: messenger RNA, 3470 nt
Organism: Acomys russatus (golden spiny mouse)
Lineage: Eukaryota; Metazoa; Chordata; Mammalia; Rodentia; Muridae
Gene: Clip2
Product: CAP-Gly domain containing linker protein 2
Exons: 17
Coding region: 216-3359 (1047 amino acids)
Biological process (GO): cytoplasmic microtubule organization
Cellular component (GO): cytoplasm; nucleus; microtubule plus-end
Molecular function (GO): microtubule plus-end binding
Source: RefSeq, a predicted model, not a curated record